AUGGCUAAACAAGAGUUGGAGAAAGAGCAGGAGGAGAAGAAGAAGAAUGGCACAAAAGAGAGGCCUAACAAGAAGGAAGUCAUCAUCACCGUCUAUGUUGAAUCACCAUCACCAUCAUCAGCUUCCCAUUCCCAUCAGAAAACUGAUCAGUUUAAGAAGAUUAAGCCCAACCAGAACUCCCGGAAGCCUCAUCAGAUGGCGAAAACAGGAGGCUAUGAUCGCCGGGCUCACCUCCUUGCUUAUGCUCAAGAGCUAAGAACAACUGGUGGUUCCCAACAGGUGCAAUGGCCUAAGAGUGGUUCAAAGCCUAAGCUGAGGGUGGGUGGCAAAAGGUUCACAACUCCAGUGACACUCAGAAGAACAAAAAACAAAUGGAGAUAUCAGCGCUUAGUGCCAGAAGUAGACAUAUCGUGCAAUCCCAAAUCCAUUAUUUGCAGGAACAAAAAGGCCACUGGAUCAGAACCCAAUUCUAACUUUUUGAGGAAAUUAAGGGGUGUAGUGAGAGGAUUGUCAUGGCACUGCAACAAAGGGUCCAAAGUGGCCGAGAAAAAUCAUGCUGUUUGAUCUGGGUUGUUCAAUUACUUUG
Messenger RNA from Prunus avium (sweet cherry), 586 nucleotides. RefSeq lists its product as uncharacterized. Lineage: Eukaryota; Viridiplantae; Streptophyta; Magnoliopsida; Rosales; Rosaceae. The record is from RefSeq and is a predicted model, not a curated record.